Molecule: messenger RNA, 741 nt
Organism: Papaver somniferum (opium poppy)
Lineage: Eukaryota; Viridiplantae; Streptophyta; Magnoliopsida; Ranunculales; Papaveraceae
Product: putative F-box protein At1g53550
Exons: 1
Coding region: 1-741 (246 amino acids)
Molecular function (GO): protein binding
Source: RefSeq, a predicted model, not a curated record
AUGGGGUUUUCAAUGGAUUAUUUCAGCAUUGUCCCUGUAGAUAUCACAUCAGAGAUAUUAACUCGACUACCAAUGGAGUCGGUUCUUGAUUGCAAAUUAGUUUGCACUAAUUGGAAAAGUCUUAUUCGUCAGUUAUCAUUCUCAAAGGUGCACUUAUAUCGUCAUAAUCAUCCUGCUGGUAAGUUGGCGUUUAGAAAUACGACUGAUAACAAAGAAAUUUUUUACUAUUUUGAAUGUGAUGAGAAUCAUGAUGAGCCAAUUCAGAGAACUAAAAGAAUUAAAUUUAGCUCUCCGUUUAGUGAUACUAUGUUUGUUGGUUCAUGUAAUGGGUUGAUCUGUCUUCUUGACUACGAUUACCCAUCUUUUUGUAUUUGUAACCCAAUCACUCGAGAAUAUGUUUUGCUUCAAUACUUUAAGAGGGAUGCUGAAGAAUAUGAUCAUUGGGUGGGUGGAUUUGGUUAUCUUUCUUCCACCAAUGAAUACAAAGUUGUAGGAAUAUGUAAGUUGGAGAGCGGGUUUGUAGAAGUCUAUAUAUACACUCUAGGCAGUGGAUAUGGAUGGAGAAACGUUGGAAACUUCAAUUUUGAACUCAGUCAGCGUCGUAUGGACCAUGGUAUCUUUCUCAAUGGAGCUCUUUAUUGGAUGGACAGUAAAUUAAAAACGAUCCUCACCUUCGAUUUGGCUAAGGAGAAGUUUUGUGAAAAUCUUUCACCACCACCUCUGAAACAAGAUAAUGGCUAG